This is a messenger RNA of Chaetomium fimeti, 900 nucleotides long. RefSeq lists its product as uncharacterized. NCBI's taxonomy places the organism in Eukaryota, Fungi, Ascomycota, Sordariomycetes, Sordariales, Chaetomiaceae. The coding region runs from base 1 to 900 and encodes 299 amino acids. The record is from RefSeq and is a predicted model, not a curated record. Gene Ontology annotation, molecular function: oxidoreductase activity. The transcript has 3 exons.
AUGGCUCCUUUAGUCUGGCUCAUCACGGGCUGCUCGUCCGGCUUUGGCGCCCAGUUUGUGCACUCAGCUCUCGCCUGUGGGGACAAGGUCAUCGCGACGGGACGCAACGCGGCGACGAAGCUGAAACACUUGGAGGGCACCGGCGCGGCCAUCGUUGACUUGGACGUCAGCCUACCCGAGGCUGAGGUCAAGAAAAUCGUCGACGAGGCAGCCAAGAUCUAUGGCCGGAUCGACGUGCUGAUCAACAACGCCGGUUAUGGCCUGAACGAGGAUUACCAAAAGCUCUUCAGCGUGAAUGUCUUUGGCGCCCUCUCCGUCACUCGCGCGGUACUUCCGUACAUGCGCGCCCAGCAGUCCGGCACCAUUGCCUUUGUCGGUUCCAUGUAUGCUUGGUGGACACCCGCCAUGGUGACGAUAUACGGCGCGGCGAAGGCGGCACUCAAAGCCAUCGUCGACGGUCUCGCCGCCGAGGUUGCCCCGUUCGGCAUCCGCACCAUCGACUUCGAGCCGGGAUAUUUCCACACUCCGCUUACGGAGCUGGCAAAGCUCGUCCAAUAUGCUUCCACCGCACCGUCGCUGGACGCGUAUGCGGGCCACCGUGCGGGAAUGGUCGCUCUGGCGCAGUCCCUUGACGGCAACGAGCGCGGCGACGUCAAGAAGGGCGUCGAGCUGAUGGUGGACGUCAUCCGCGGCGAAGGGUGUGCCGGCGGCGGAAGAAAGGUGCCCUCGAGGCUGCCGAUUGGGGACGACGCCGUGAGAGUGGUUGAGGGCGCGUGUCAUAAUAUGCUGAAGGUGAUCGAUGCGUGGAGAUCUGAUGUGGCUGGGACGACCGAUAGGGAUGAGUUUAAGGGCGAGAACGGGUUCGAAGCUGUUGUAACGGUACCGGAUGUCGAGUUGUGA